Molecule: messenger RNA, 915 nt
Organism: Photinus pyralis (common eastern firefly)
Lineage: Eukaryota; Metazoa; Arthropoda; Insecta; Coleoptera; Lampyridae
Product: E3 ubiquitin-protein ligase SIAH2-like
Exons: 3
Coding region: 1-915 (304 amino acids)
Biological process (GO): proteasome-mediated ubiquitin-dependent protein catabolic process; multicellular organism development
Cellular component (GO): cytoplasm
Molecular function (GO): ubiquitin protein ligase activity; ubiquitin conjugating enzyme binding; zinc ion binding
Source: RefSeq, a predicted model, not a curated record
AUGUCUACAUGUAAUCCUCCUCAAAUCCAAAACUUUGAGAUGGACGCGCCAAAGGCAAUUUGCGAUAUCUACACCUGCCCGAUAUGUCGUAACCUCAUGGCAGCACCGAUUUACAUGUGCGUGAUGGGUCACAGCUUUUGCGACCGCUGCUACCUGCAAAUUAGCAAGUGCCCGACGUGCAGAGAUGUAAUUGGUUCGUUACGCAACUACGCAAUGGAACGUAUCCAGAAGAACUUCGUCUUUCCCUGCUCCAAUGCGGAUGAAGGUUGCACGUUUAAAGGUUCAACGGAAGAAAUGAAGCAGCACGAGCCGUACUGCAGCUUCUCCAUCACACGAUGCCCUUUGAAACCAAACGACGAUUGCAGAUGGACCGGAUACCGGAAAGAUAUGGCAAACCAUGCGACAGGAUGUCAUCCCUCGAACGCGUUCACAACGUCAAUCGCUACGCUACGAUGUCCCAGGAGCAUCACUGGAAAUUGCUGUAUGCUGUACUUUAACUCGUAUGGAAAACACUUCCUUGGUUUGUGGCACUACGACAUCAAAUCACAAUGCAUGAACUGGAGCGUGCUGUACUUGGGGCCACCCACGGAAGCGGAAACGUAUCACUUUACCUUGGUGAUUGAAGAUCAAAGUGAUCCUGACGGCUCCUUCAUUUACACGGGAAGAUGCCACUCGGCUGCGAACUGUGACGUCAACAGGGAAGAAAUUCAUGUCAACAUAGACGCCUUUCAUCUCCUGAGCUUAAUGCGCAACGAAUCCUUUUACUAUACAGUAUCGAUAUAUGACCACGACGUUCCUAAGGAGACCAUUAAAGUGGAUCGUCAAAGUGUUCCCAGGAAUUAUAUGCAGAGCCUUCCGGUUUCUCCUAAGUGGAGACCAUUCACAGCCUCACGACACAGAUUGUCCGAAGAAUGA